This is a messenger RNA of Exophiala mesophila, 3383 nucleotides long. RefSeq lists its product as uncharacterized. Gene Ontology annotation, biological process: G2/M transition of mitotic cell cycle; regulation of cyclin-dependent protein serine/threonine kinase activity. Gene Ontology annotation, cellular component: centrosome; cytoplasm; cyclin-dependent protein kinase holoenzyme complex. The record is from RefSeq and is a predicted model, not a curated record. NCBI's taxonomy places the organism in Eukaryota, Fungi, Ascomycota, Eurotiomycetes, Chaetothyriales, Herpotrichiellaceae. The transcript has 5 exons. Bases 982 to 2415 code for a protein of 477 amino acids. Gene Ontology annotation, molecular function: cyclin-dependent protein serine/threonine kinase regulator activity.
CUUUGAUCUCUUCAUCUUGUACUGUCAAUUGUUCUCACUUUCUGCAUUCCUCAAUACCUUGUUCCCCGGCAUUUUGGCAGAGAUUGCACGAUAGUUUUAACAGGCCCACAUCAUUCGAUUGACAGCGAUACCCGUCGCCAUAAACGCGAACUCACAGCCAGGAUCCCACAAGUCAGCGUCCGUGUCUUGCGGGGCGUUGAACCAGGGCACCAAACAACGAUUGUAGGCGGAUUGCACUUCUGCCGCCCGGGGCCAGACGCCCGCAGCCAAAAAGCACAGAGCCCAAACGCCAUUUGCGUACGAGAACAAGCCCAGUCCACUCAGUGUCCCCUCGUCCGCGUUCUGAGAGGCCAGUAACAUCCUGAGCCACCGAAACCCACCGGCGCCCGCUUCCCACCGCGACGCUCCGUUGCCAAGGAAAAACAACUCGACCUGAUCCACCCAAUUGGCAUCAACCUUUGAACCUCAGCCUUUUCUACUUCGAACCACUCAAGUUCUUCUGUACUGCUACAACCUCUUCGACACCUCAGGUUCACCACCACCUCCCAACCAGACUCUUCCACCACCUUUCUUCCUGCUGAGCGUUGUCUCUGACCUCAAUUGCAUCUCCUCAUCAGCCUGCAUCUGUUGUUUGCCGCCUUUUUCUCUGCUCCAGCAUCCUAGUAAUCCGCUCUUCCUCUCGCCUCGCGUAUAGUCCUCAGAUAACUCCGUCAACUGCAAAUACGCGCCAUAGCAAGCCAAUACUUCGCCUGGUCCCGGUCACAACAUACCACACGCUUCCCUCUACCGUUCCACAAGAUCCUUGGACCUUUAGAUUAUCUCAAGGCGUCUUUUCAUCUCUUCUGGCCGCAUCGAAACACGACCAUCCACAGUCUGGUCUUCGAUCCUACACCUGCAUCUCUUACACGAGUGCACCUUUCUGAUCGUCUCUGUCAUCUCGACUCAACGUGAACGCAGCCAACACGGCUUCCCAAACACACGAUGCCUGCACCUCGCACCCGACAGCGUGUCGGUAACAAUGAAAACGAUGAGAAUGUCACGGCUCAAUCCACCCGUUUGACGCGUGCAAAAGCUGCCGGUCUAUCUGGUCAAGAGGAUAGUAUCGCCCUUACGAAGAAGGCAACUCAGGCCAAGAAACCCACCACAUCUACAAUCAAUGGAACUCAGAGACGGCGUGCUCUUGGUGAUGUGACCAAUGCUGCCAAAGGUGUCGAAGUUGUUGCCGAGGGAAAAAAGCUUGCCGCUACCAAAGCUGGUCUGCCAUCAAAGAUUGCUCAACCUACAGCUGGAGGUGUCCAGAAACUUAGCAGGACCAACUCUUCAAGAGCAGCCUUGGGCCUCAAGGACAACAACGCCAAACAAAAACCCGCUGCAGAUCUCAAGAAACCUGGAAGUGGUUCAGGUGUCCUUGGCCAUACUCAGAAGAAACGCACUCAAACCACCUCGAUCGCGCCGUCGUCAAAAGAUGCCACCCCAGAUCUGGAGGAACCCCCACGGAAGAAGUCGUUAACACAAGAGGCCGUUGAAGAGAUCCAGGCAGAAGAGAUUUCAGACAUUGUCGCCGACCUUGAUGCCGAAGAUCUUGACGAUCCCUCAAUGUGUGCCGAAUAUGUUCGUGAGAUCUUCGAAUACUACUACCACCUCGAAGAAGCCACCCAACCAAACGCCAACUACAUGGAUCACCAAGAUGACCUGGAAUGGAAAAUGAGAGGCAUCUUGAUCGACUGGCUCAUCGAAGUACACACUCGCUUCCGGUUGCUCCCCGAGACCCUGUUCCUCGCCGUCAACAUUGUUGACCGAUUCCUCUCACAAAAGGUGGUUCCUCUCGAUAAGCUUCAACUGGUUGGUAUUACCGCCAUGUUCAUUGCGUCCAAAUACGAAGAGGUUCUCUCACCACAUGUGCAAAACUUUGUUCACGUUGCCGAUGAUGGCUUCACGAUCGAUGAAGUCUUGAGCGCCGAACGCUACACACUAUCCACCUUGAAGUAUGAUUUGAGUUAUCCCAACCCCAUGAACUUCCUCCGCCGUAUAUCCAAGGCCGAUAACUACGAUAUUCAUACGCGCACCCUUGGAAAGUACCUCAUGGAAAUCAGUCUCGUCGAUCACCGCUUUUUGGAAUACAAACAAAGUCAUAUUGCUGCCGCGUCUAUGUACCUGGCCCGCAUGAUCCUCGAGCGUGGAGGCUGGGAUGCAACACUGACCAAGUUUGCUGGCUAUUCCGAAGAAGAGAUCCUGCCCGUGUUUGAGCUUAUGAUCGACUACCUCCAAGCUCCCGUUGCUCACGAAGCACUCUUCAAAAAAUAUGCAAGCAAGAAAUUCUUGAAAUCAUCCAUCCUGUCCCGAAAGUGGGCUAAGGACUACUGUUCCAACUUGAGAAAUGCUGGCGCCUCCCUUGCGGAUGCCAGGGUACAAUGAUGAUAGCAUCUGGGACCAUCUCAUCCAAAGACAUCUUCCGCAAUAUGCUUGGUUCUGGUCCAAAAGACGUGAAGUCUAUUCUCCAGGGUAUGCAUGGAUCAGAAGUCUUUGGCUGCCUUUAUGGCUAUGCUUCACGCUUCCAACAGUCAUUGUCAUGAGUACAGAACGAUAUUCGAUAGAAUUACAUCCGCAUCAUUAUCCACACAGAAAAUCCUGCGUCGAGAGACCAAGAACAAAUUCUGAAGUCGAAAAACAGGCGCCCUCAGCUACCAGCGCUGUCCAUGAGCGAGUUUACGUGCAAGUCGAAACCAUCACCAUCGUUUUCAGCAGGCGCAUUGGCAAGGGCGCACAGCACGCGCGAGUCUGUUCACAAGGCGCCCAUCUUGGGUUUACGGGAUCUGCGUUGUUUCGGGCGUUGCACAACUGGAGUUGAUAUGGGCUUGCAAAGGCAAAAUGAAGAGAAUUUGACCACGGCGAAUUCUGGCGUUCAAAUGAAUGGGCAUGCAAUGCAAGUGGAGGCAAGGAUUACCACCAUCGUUGCCUGAGCUUGAAUCUUGGAUUUGUUUUUCAAUUCUGUGUCUUGAGCGCAGCCAAACAACAAACCAAAAAACGUGUCGAGUGGAGCUUAAUGGCAGAGAUGAUGUUGAGCUAUUUGGAUAGGAAUUGCUGUCAUUGGCUUUCCAUGGCCAUGGCUUUGACCUAUCGCCGCGCCUCGUUAUGGCAUUCAAUGCCAAUGGAAAAUUUCCAUGGGCUCAGCAAUAGACCACAUAGUCACAAGACCAUUCAUGUCAAUCGACUUUGCUCGAUCUGUUGUUGGUUUUUCUUUGUUGUCAAUGUCUAUGUUCUAUGUAUGAUGCUCCCUCGAUGAGUUGAUUGGUGUAUGCUAUGACCUGAGGAGACAUGCUCUUAUGCAUGAAUGUAAUUCCUGUAUGCCUGUUUCUUUCUGUCUGGUCAACACAUUGUCGUCA